Lodderomyces theae is the source of this 1935-nucleotide messenger RNA. RefSeq names its product Ofi1p (gene OFI1). The transcript has a single exon. The coding region runs from base 1 to 1935 and encodes 644 amino acids. The record is from RefSeq and is a predicted model, not a curated record. NCBI's taxonomy places the organism in Eukaryota, Fungi, Ascomycota, Pichiomycetes, Serinales, Debaryomycetaceae.
AUGUCUCAGCCCCCUAAUAAGACGCUACAUCUGAACAAUUCGAUACCGAGCUCAUUGCCACCGUCGCUGUCGCCGACGCAGCAGGUACCAGGACACCAACGCUCACAUCCACUGCAACAAGCUGCAACAGAAUCUCAGCAAGAUGGUGCUUCUCAUCCACCAGACCAACAAAUUGACUAUUUCCACCCACAAGCCGCCAAUAGUACUCUAGUGCCAUCGACCCCAAUCCAUCAUCAACCAGAUCCACACAGGCAAAAGCUGUCACUGAUAACACCCACAACUGGCAAGCAACGACUACCAAGAAAAUAUUUUUGCAAGACUUGCAAUCAAGGGUUCACAAGAAAGCACAACAUGGUCAGUCACGAGCUCAUACACUCUUCAUCCAAACCUCACAUUUGCAACAUCUGCCAGUUGAGAUUCAGAAGGAUACAUGAUUUGAAACGUCAUGAAAAACUUCACACGGGAGAAAAACCAUACCACUGUGAAAAAUGUUUUAGAAGGCUUGCACGGCCUGAUGCAUUAACAAGACAUCAGAAUUCGACUAAUGCUUGUACCGGGAAAUCGAUUAGUAACGAUAAUAGUGGAUACAGUACCAGUUCCAGCUCCAACUCGAACUCCAACUCCAACUCCGCCAUGUCGACGACGACGACGACGACCACGACCACUACCACUACCGCCACAAACAGCAACAACAAUUCUUUUAAUAGCAUACACGGUGGGGCCCUCAAUAUUGUACCGCAGUCGACCAAUUCUUUUAGUCAGGAAAUUCCUCACUCAACGGGUCCUUUGAAGCAUUUGAAUUCAACCGAGAGCAUCCAUAGUGGAGAUGAAUCUACUCAUAGACCUGCUCUAGCCGUUAAUCAACUGGAUGGGCGAGACUCGUCGGCAACAUCCAAUUCCACAAGCGCAUCUUCCAACUUCAGCAGCUCACAUGGUAAUGAGCCCGCCACCAGUGGUGACUCCACAACCACACACGAUACAAAUUGCAUCCCCACUUUAAAAACCAUUGGGCUUUCUUCGGAAGAUUUAGCUAACAAACAGAGCAGAAGGAGCCACAGCAAUCAAGAGUUUGGAUCUAAGCGACAACAGCUACUUGAAAAGCAACAGCGCAGCCAAAGCUAUGAGAACAAACCAUAUUCGUCACACUACAAGCAGCCUUCUUUUACUUCGAUGAAAACUCCAAGUGGGUCACCAUUCACUCUGAAUCCGAUGCAGCCAAUCUCCUUUCAUCCUUUCCCACCAUUUGGCAACAACAAUAAUAAUAGUAAUAUGGGCAGCACCAGUCAUAUAUCGUUACCCCCACUUUCUGCACAUCACCAACCUCAACCACAGAAGUCCUUUGUCUCACAGACAGCCCCGCACCAUCAGGUUCACGGACCGCUUCCAGGAAUCAAUAGCGGCAUUGUUGCAUACGGAGAAGACACACCACCACAAGAUCAGCGCAGUGAUCUGUCAAGCCUUUCCACUAUACCACUGGCGAAGAAUUCUCCCAGUGUUCAAGGACUUAAUACUAUUCCUGCACCAAUCAAAUUCCCACCCAACCCCGUGUCCACUCUGAGGAGCAAUUCGAUAUCAAGCUCAUUCAUGAUCCCGCCGCUCGCAAGUCGUCCCCAAUCGCUUGCUGCAAAUUUUGGACAUCAAUUUCCACUGCAAUCCCUUUCGGGCCCAGCAGGAACACCAGGUGGACCCGGUCCCGUAUUGAGCAACUCCCCGCAAGUUUCGAACUCAACCUGGGGUCCUUUGAAAAGUCGUGCUAGCUCGAUUGGGUCCUUGCCUCCACCGUCUCAGAUGCUCAAUCUGUCGCGUCCUGGUUCAGCGAACUUACCUUUGCAAAUGGCAAAUAUAAAUCAUUCGCUGGAGCAACGACAUGAAUUUGCUUCGUCAGCUUCGCCAGUUCCGGACGAUUAUUUCAAACAGACGCGGAAAGAAGGUUAG